CUGAUAUUUUACAUGUUUUUCACUGUUAUAUUGUGUACUUUUGGUGUUAUAGUUGUAUCAUGCAAAUUUGUUAUAUGCAUGGAUUCAUUUGGCCAAAUUUUGAAUCAUUUUUUUCCAAUAUUGGUGUGAUCUUUGACAUAAGAUUUUUUGCUUUGGUUUUGAUUUGAGCUUCUCUGUAUAUGUAAGCCAUUUUAUGUAGGCUGUGUAUUGUAUGUCUAUAUACUGCCUACACAUACACUGUACUUGGUGCUCACCAUUCAUGUUCAUUCAGCUUUAAAGGCUAUUGUAUUGUUCAAGUAAGUAAUUGAUCCUAGCAUUACAAUCAGCUAUUGAGACUUUGGUUCAUCUUUUACAUUCUAUUUACUGCUCAAAUCUCAACUGCAGCUGUGCCACAUCAUGUACAUGAACAUGGAUAUCUUCACACUUCAGUAUCCUGGAUUCAUUGCAAGUACUUGAAACACCGCCAGCCAUAUUACCAGAAUUCAACGGCAACAUUCCAGUUCCAGUUAUUGAAGUCCGGCGACGUCAACCCCAACCCAGGACCAACAACCGAAAACGCUCCUGGAGAGUAUUUUGCCCGUAAGCUACAUGUAUCUGCGAGUACAUCUUACAAUGGAACUAAUGGACGAAUUGUUUAUGACAGAGAUUUUCUUCUGCAGUGUAACCCUGCAUGGAAACAUUACAAUCCUGAGGUGGUUACAAAUGGACUAUCGAACAUUGCUCACAAAACAACGAAGAACAGGGGCAUGCUCCAUGAGAAUUUAUGGCUUCGGAUCAAAGAACUUGGCAUCCAGACACGUUUUCGAGCAGUCUAUGUCAGACUCCAUCAUGGAGACCAAACCCGAUAUCCUCUAGGUUGAUGACGUCUUCGGAAUAUGAGAUGGAAGAGGAGCCUAGAGCGAGGUCAAGAGUCAUCUCUGUGGAACCUGUUGUGUUUCUGAGUCUAGCCGUCCAAGGUGUGCUGUUCAACAUUCGCACCCAGUAUGUUGAGGCUCGUCUGGCUGCUGAAUAUAACUACACGCUACCUGAGGCAGGGAACUGUUCCUUAGCGAAUAAGUCAGCUGAUGCUACAGGUAAAGAGAUAGAGUCUGAGACCUCAUUAUGGGUCAUGUACAUGUGCUGGGCAUCAGUCUUUUUCCCUAUUUUCACUGGAACGAUCCUGAUCGCUGCCUCUGACAUCGUCGGCCGGAAACCCAUCCUGAUCAUCAAUGCCUUUGGCCAUCUUCUCGCCGCGACCAUCUUCAUGCUCGUCGCCUGGCUGCACCUCCCGCUCAUCGUCGCCGUGGCGGCAGAAUGCAUCAUUGGUCUUGGCGGAGAUUCCGCCGUCUCCAUAAAUGUGUCGUUCGCGUAUAUCGCAGACACGAGCACCGCAAAGUCGCUGGUCAACAAAUACACAAUCCUCUCAUUCAUGAUUUACAUCGGAUUCGGUGGGAGUCAAAUCCUGGUUGACCUCAUCUUGCAGAAUACGGGGAACUACAACCUCACGUUUGGUUGCGCGUGGGUAUUCGCCUUCCUUUACGUCCUUAACGUCUCAAUCCCGGGCAUCUUACUCGAAAGUGUGAAAAAUCACACAAAGUUUAAGGUAGUCGCAACAGUCAAGGGCCUCCUAAAAAGUUUUGUCCGUCUUGUAUCGGUAUCAGAGGACAAGAGACAGUCAAGAUUGGUGCUCCUAGUUUUCAUAAAAAUGGUUUUCUUUCUAAUCAACGAGGCUAUCUAUGCUGUUAUAACCAUCUAUGGGAUUGGUCAACCGUUUUGUUGGUCACCCACUAUGGUCGGGAUCUACAAUGUCAUUGUGAAUGCAUGUCCUGCUUUUGUUGCCAUGGUGAUGAUCAAGCCGUUACUAUUCUGUAUGUCUGGCUACAUCAUAAUGCAGGUUGGCUUUCUCUCUGGUAUUGCUAUACUUAUUGUGUCAGCCACCGCAAAGACCUCGAAUAUUCUAGUUUAUGCGGUUGUAGCUGUUGGUUCGCUGAGGACGAUUCCUAAUUCACUAGCAGAUUUCUUCCUCUCCAAGAUGGUCUCCAAAGAUGAGCAAGGGACAGCCUUGGCUCUGCUUUCGAUCACAUCAUCAAUUGGUAAAAUGCUGUCACCGAUCCUGAUGAAUGCUGUCUACGCCAAGGCUGUUCUCCUUGACUUCCCUCAACUUACGUUCUACCUUGCCGCAGCCAUCUACCUCAUACCCAUAAUCUUAACAGCAAUUUUACAGUUUCUCAGUCAUCCCUAUGAUAGGAAUGAUGAGCAGAUACAAGGAAAGAUAGAAGAACGGAAAGCACUGAUGGAAGAUUACCAGAUGGAUGAUAUUAACCCUAUCUAGGCCGGGGGGGGGGCCUCGGAGG
Molecule: messenger RNA, 2333 nt
Organism: Lytechinus variegatus (green sea urchin)
Lineage: Eukaryota; Metazoa; Echinodermata; Echinoidea; Temnopleuroida; Toxopneustidae
Product: proton-coupled folate transporter-like
Exons: 7
Coding region: 764-2311 (515 amino acids)
Biological process (GO): transmembrane transport
Cellular component (GO): plasma membrane
Molecular function (GO): transmembrane transporter activity
Source: RefSeq, a predicted model, not a curated record